UACAAUCUUGUACCCUCAGCUCCUAGCAUAAUGCUUAGCAUAAAUGUUUAAUUAAUAUUUAACAUGGACAAUAAUGGUGAUGAUAGGGGAAGAUGAAUUUUUCUUCUGGACAUAUGGGUUUCCCAGGCCUUGUGUGAUUUAAAGAACCUGCUAACACCAUUUAAAAACAAAAACAAAAAACGCUCAAAUGAUUAGGAAAAACUGCAGCUUCCAGCAAUGUUGCAUUAUUUUCCAGAAAUGAGCACCACAAUUCUUUUGUACCUUCACAGUUUGUACUUUAUUGUGGUAAGUGGCACUUUAAAGGAAAGAAAAUAGUAUUUUAUAUUCAUUAUGUCUUUUAUCUUUGAACCUCAGAAGUCUCUAAAAGCAUUUAUUGUUACUGUACAACCAUGCUGUAAAUGUUAUUAUGCCCUUCACACAAAAAAGCUGACAGAGAAGAGUUGUAAGACAUUUGGUCAAAAUCAUAGCCAUUAUAAGAAAGCCACAUUAAGAAACUCUGGAAGGGUCGGGUGGUGGACUGCUAAUAACUCAGCAUUUCCCAGACAUCCAGUUAUGCAACUUGAAAGGUGAGUACUCCAUGAAAAGAGGAGGCAGAGAUGAGAGGAAAUUGAGGAUUAUUUUUAUUCUGGAGAAUGAAUUUCCCUUCCCUCUGUACUUCCGCUGUUGUUGCUCUAUGUAACUUAUGACGCUUGCACUAGUAUUACUGGUAAACGCUCACCAUCCUCCUUAACCACUUUAUGUAUUUUCGAUUCCUCUUGUUUUCCCUACCUUCUAAUUCACUGCAGUAACAAAGCAAAAAGAACUGCCAGCUGAGGAGUUCUGAAGAGUUUGAAACCCUAGUUCCAUCACUCGCGAACGCUUGCUCUUAGAAAAUUCGGUUUACUUUUCAGUUUCCUCUUUCAUGUGUAAAAUGGGAAUGGACCACACCUACUUACCUCACAGGAUGGUUGAAGUGGUAGAAAGCAACUUGUCAACUGUAAAACUAAAUGGAUACAGGUUGUUCCUUUCCUAUGUCACUCCUUUUUAAAAUUCACUUAAUGGCAGGACCACAAGGCACAGCAUAACCAACAGGCACAGGGCUCGUCGGUAGGGAACAGCCUUGAGGCAGAGCUUUCUCUUCUGAAAAGGAGGGCGCUGGCUGUUGAGAGUCCUCUACUCGGCGGUCUCUUCAGGAUCCAGGGAAAGAAAAGAACUACAACUCCCGUGAGACCGCGCGCAGGCACUCCGGCCUCCCCCAGCCUACCCUACCCGACCGGCGCGUGCCCUAGAACGAAGCCGGGGGCCUGGAGCGCGCGCCGGACGUCCGUAGAGAGCCGGUCUUGAGGCGGGCGCUCGUGGCGGCCGUGCCGGCAGAGGGAGGAAAGGAGACGCAUGGGAGUGAGGGGAUGAUAACGAGGCUAAGACGCCUGGCGAAAGGCAAAUUAAGCAAAUAAAGAGAGCGGUGCACCAUUUCCACGCCACCACAGCGGACUGUACACGGGCGGCGCUGUGGAGGCGGCGGGAGCGCGCUCCGGGCUCGCGCCUCAAGCCUCAGGGAAUCAAAUUGGCCGGGGCGGGAAGGGCGGGGCCGCGGCGCUGGGGCGGGGCCUGGGGCGGUGAGGGCGGCGGCGGCGGCGGCGGCUGCCGCGACCCAGACAUCUGGGACUGUUGUUCUCUCGCCGCACGCCAGUUCCAGUCAGUGUGCCCAGAGACCCGGACCUGGCCCACUCGUGAGCGGGCAGCCGUCUCCGCCUUCUCUCCCAGUUCCCUAAAGCCUCGGCGGAAGCUGGCACUAAGUCCCUGCGGCUGGUGUCCGAUGCCCUUCAGUGAGGAGGGGGCGUCCCGACCCUGGUGAUCGCAGCCAGGCGCCCCAACGCGGAGUCUUCGUCGGCCCCUCAGGCCCGCACACUCGUCUGCCUGCCAUGGCUGAAAACGCAGAGGGAGACCUGAACUCCAACCUGCUCCACGCCCCCUACCGCACCGGGGACCCUCAGCUAGACACGGCCGUCGGGCAGUGGCUCCGCUGGGACAAGAAUCCCAAAACAAAAGAGCAGAUUGAAAAUCUGUUACGGAAUGGGAUGAAUAAGGAGUUGAGAGAUCGCCUUUGUUGCCGAAUGACUUUUGGGACUGCAGGACUUCGUUCUGCCAUGGGAGCAGGAUUUUGCUAUAUUAAUGAUCUUACAGUAAUACAGUCAACACAGGGGAUGUACAAAUACCUUGAGAGAUGUUUCUCAGACUUUAAGCAGAGAGGCCUUGUUGUCGGGUAUGACACUCGUGGUCAAGUAACCAGCAGUUGUAGCAGCCAGAGGCUUGCUAAACUCACAGCUGCAGUCUUACUGGCUAAAGAUGUUCCUGUGUACCUUUUUUCAAGAUAUGUUCCUACACCGUUUGUACCAUAUGCAGUCCAAGAGCUCAAAGCAGUAGCAGGCGUGAUGAUUACUGCAUCUCACAACCCCAAGGAAGACAAUGGAUACAAGGUUUAUUGGGAGACUGGGGCUCAGAUCACAUCUCCUCAUGAUAAAGAAAUUUUGAAAUGUAUAGAAGAAUGCGUGGAACCCUGGAAUGGUUCCUGGAAUGAUAAUUUAGUGGACACCAGUCCAUUGAAGAGAGAUCCUCUGCAGGACAUUUGCAAGAGAUACAUGGAAGAUCUGAAAAAGAUCUGUUUUUACAGGGAAUUAAACUCAAAGACUCCCUUGAAAUUUGUGCAUACAUCCUUUCACGGGGUUGGACAUGACUACGUGCAGUUGGCUUUUCAAGCAUUUGGUUUUAAGCCUCCAAUUCCAGUACCAGAGCAAAAAGAUCCUGAUCCAGACUUUUCUACUGUUAAAUGCCCAAAUCCUGAAGAAGGAGAAUCUGUGCUGGAACUUUCUCUGAGACUGGCAGAAAGAGAAGAUGCACGGGUAGUUCUUGCCACAGAUCCUGAUGCAGACCGACUGGCAGUGGCAGAACUUCAAGAGAAUGGUCACUGGAAAGUUUUCACAGGGAAUGAGCUGGCAGCUUUGUUUGGAUGGUGGAUGUUUGAUUGCUGGAAAAAAAGUAAAUCAACAACUGCUGAUGUGAAGAAUGUUUAUAUGUUAGCCACCACUGUCUCUUCUAAAAUUUUGAAGGCAAUUGCACUUGAAGAAGGAUUUCAUUUUGAAGAAACAUUACCAGGUUUUAAAUGGAUUGGAAGUAGGAUAAAAAACCUCCUGGAAAAUGGGAAAGAGGUCCUGUUUGCAUUCGAAGAGUCUAUUGGUUUUCUGUGUGGAACUUCAGUGUUGGACAAAGACGGAGUGAGUGCAGCUGUUGUUGUUGCUGAGAUGGCAUCUUAUCUGGAAACCAUGAAUGUAACGCUGAAUGAGCAACUGAUGAAGGUUUAUGAAAAAUAUGGUUACCAUAUGUCAAAAACUUCAUAUUUCUUAUGUUAUGAUCCACCCACGAUCAAAAAUAUAUUUGAAAGGCUUCGCAAUUUUGGUUCUCCAAAGGAAUAUCCAAAAUUUUGUGAAGCAUUUGCUAUACUGCAUAUACGGGAUGUUACCACUGGAUAUGACACCAGCCAGCCUAAUAAGAAAUCAGUGCUGCCUGUGAGUAAAAAUAGCCAAAUGAUUACAUUUACUUUUCAAAAUGGUUGUGUUGCUACUCUUCGGACAAGUGGGACAGAACCAAAGAUAAAGUAUUAUGCAGAGAUGUGUGCACCACCUGACCAAAGUGACAUUGCCCUUCUGGAAGAAGAAUUAAAGAAACUCAUUGAAGCUCUGAUAGAGAAUUUUCUAGAGCCCAGCAAGAAUGGACUGACCUGGCGUUCUGUGUAGGGCUCAUCAGUGCAUUAUGACUUUGUCCUGGCACAUGGAGCAGAACCACCAAGGAUUCCAUCCACUGAACCUCCUGUUAGCAUUCUCUGUCUCAUUUGGCCAAGUAUCUUUUUCCUUUCCUCUUCUCUCCUUUUUCUCUUUUCUUUUUGUUCAGCUGACUAAAGAAACUAUAUAAAUUUGAAAUGUAAAUGGAGGGAAUGAUUCAGAUUUUUUAAUACUCUUGAAAGUCAUUACAUUAAAAGUGUUCUGGUAACACAUCAUUCUUCCUUUAACACAGACAUAACAACAACAAAAGUGAAUUGUCUUACUGAAGUGUGGUGGAUUAAGCUUAGUAAUCCGUAUCUUGUACUUGUGUAUAGCAUGGUUUUUUAAAAAGGCAAAUAAAUGUGAUAUAAUUAUAGGAUUAGUUAAGGAAAUGAAUCCAUAAAAAUGGAAAGAAAAGGUAAUGUUUUACAUCAUUAUGGAAAAGUGUCAGUUAUAUCAUAGGUAUUGAUUUACAAAUUAAAGUAUUUGUAAUAGGGUAUUUAGCAUUUCUAGUUUAGUACAGAUGUUACAAUAUGUGGUUUCGUAUCUGUUUCUGGUGCCCCUGGUGCAAUGUAAAUUUACUUUAUGUAUUUAAAACUCUGACAUUUACUGAACAGAAAACAAUAGUGGCAACACUCUUAGUGACUUUGUUCUUGUCAGAUUUCUUAGUGCCUUCUCAAGUCUGGUGUGAACUUAAACAGUGUUCUUACAUUGGUACAAUUUUAUCAAUUUCCAGAUAGUUACAGAAAAUCUUCCAAACUGUACAAGUGCUUCCUCUGUAUCAAGUGAGUUUGUUGAUUUUAAAAUACUAUGCUUAUAAAAAAAUGAUCUGAAUAAAAGCAGGUUUAAUGUAACGAUAGUUAAAUAUCUUCAGGUUAGGUUUGUGUCAGUUAUCCUAACCUUUAUAUAAAGAAAAAAAUCUGAAUUAGUAAGUGAGCUCUGAACUUAUUUGACAGUCCUAACUUUGGACUAACAUUUUUGAGAGCACAUUUAUUCCUUUAUCUGAUGAAGUAAUUUUAAUGAAGCAUCCAGAUUUUAAAUACUAAGAAACACUAAAACUACUGUUUUAAGUCUAAGGCCCAAGUUAUUCUAACAUUUUGCUGGCUUCUGUAGAAUUUCUAAUCGCAUAAGUAUUCUUUAUCUGUUUUUAAUAUGGAAAAAAAUGUUUAGGAAACUCACUUUUGGUUGAUUUUAUAGUCUUUUUAAAAGAUUUAACAAUAAACUGCUGUUUAAUCUUUGUAAAGUCUAUCUUCGCCUGUCCAGUCUGCAAAAUACACAUGUAUAACUAUGGGUAACAAAAACAAGGUCUUGGGUGUAAGCACCUAAACAAUUUUCCCAUAGGAACAGUACUGGUAUUGGCGAAUUUGUUUCCUUAAAAAUUAGUAAUAGUAGUGUAAAGUCUGAAUGGAUUAGGAUGUUGAUUAAAUCACAGUUUGAUUUGUUUUAGCUAUCAGGUGACUUUGCUUGACUGCAUAUAAUUUAAACAUAAUUUUCAAAUUAUUGCAUUGCCACUAUUGUUAAUUUGUUCUUUCCUUUAGAUCUUGUAUGAUUGCAGAUAAUAGCUAGCUAAAUAUAGAGCACCAUUCUUUCCUGAAUGAAUUUGUUUUCAGAAGUUUUGCACUGGAGAAGAAAUGUGUAGAAUGUUUUGUUUUAUUUAAAAAUGUGUAAAAUACUUUCUGUUUUGUUAGCUCUUAGGAAUGUAGACUGUAAUAUAGGAAAAGGCAUUUAUUCUACAAAGUGGUAAGAACAAUGUUAUAUAUGUAUAAAGAACAUUGUAUUUCAUUUUAGUGUCUGUGUUUCUGUGACCAAAGAACAAAAUGAGGCUAACUACACAGUAGCCUAUUCAUAAUCACUAAAACCGUGUCGUGAUUGUCAUUCUCUUAUGAGGAGAACAGUUUUAUUUGAGUGCUUUAAUAUAAUGCAACAUGGAAACCAUCUUAAGUUGAAGAGUCUUUGAAGUUUGGAUUCUUCUCUAGAAAAUAUUAAAGUCUAAAGUUGAAAUUAACAAAAUUUUAUAAAGGCUUCUGAAGUAUAUAGAUUGAGAACACUAUUUGAUUCUACCCAAACUCUUGAGUCUAUCCAAGCAUGAUAUUUAACGUGAACCUGACAGAGUGGAUACACACUGCUAUUCGUAUAAUUCAUUGACAGCCCCUCAGGCAGAGUGCUGACCUAUGGAUCUCAGUUGCAGGCACUGUAUUGUUCAUCUUUUUCUUUUUGAACAGUCUCAGAAAUGUGUGCUUUUUCAUUGAACAUGUAAAUAAAAACUUUUCCACAGGGGAAAAGAAAAGAAUGGAGCAAGAGCAAAGCAUAAAUUGCAGGUAAAUAGUAAAAAUAGACAAUGUAAAGGCCAAUAAGACAGCACAAAAAAAUAUUUCUUGUGAAGAACAAACCUAGCACCACAAUAAUAGGGAAUAAACUGUGGGCAAGGUUGUUUACUUGUGUUUAUUUCUUGCUAUAAUGAGCAGACAGUGAACCUAUCAUUUUCUUUUAUUAGAGAUCACUAAAAACAACCCAGUUUUAGGAAGUGAAAUAAGUGUUUCUAUUACAGAUUAAAUUGCCGCUAGGAUGUUGUCCCUUGUAUUCAGAAUCAUGUGAGAACUCAGGAGGAGAGUAAGCAGAAAUUAAAAGGAAUAAAAUAUAGAUUAGAAAACAAAGACCUGAGAAAAAUUGAAAGAGUUAUGAUCAUUAACUCUAGAAAGGAGAAAGCUGUUGAGAUCAUUUACCAAGUCAUAAGUUACUCACUGAGGCUUUAAUUGAAGGACUCAAGUACAAAUGCCAUACUGCUUCCCCUUUUCUAGGGAGGAGGACAGAUCAGAGGGAAAAGGGAUUUUUUAAGAAGGCAGCAUGAAAUGUUUAAGAUUUAAGAACUUCUUGAGCAGAGUUUCUCAUAAAGUCUCCCAUUUGAAAUUUUUUGUUUAAGGGAAUAAAAAUUUUUUAAUGUUAAAGGAUAUACUAAAUGGCUUCCUAAAAGAUCUUUACUUGCAACACAUUUUUUUUUUUAAAUUUAGAUUGGAACAAAAACAUCAUGUUGUAAAAAACACUGAUAGUAAUAUUUGUAUUUCAUUCCUUAGCUAUAGAAAUUUGGCAGGGUCAGGGAUAUAACUCAAUGGCACAAGUGCCUGCCUGGCAAGCACAAGGUCCUAAGUUUGAUUCCCAGUGCCCAACAAAAAAAAAAAGAAUUUAGCUCACAAAAUAAUUUUUGUAUAUUUUGAGUAGUAGAUGCAUGAGUGCAAUAAAUAAAGACCUGCUUGGAUGUUAUUUUUUAGUUGACCUUGAGAAUUAAGUAAGACUUGAACACAGUUCAGUUCCUCUUAAAGAAUGUAUAGCAUUAUAGGAUAUUUGAGGGAUUUGUUUUAAAUGUAAAGUAUUGUUAUUUGGAUAUAGUAACUUCAGCAAAGAGGUUCUCAGAGAUUGUAUACUUCAUGAUAUCUGCAUACUGAUAUAACAGACAUGUUAACAGGAAUCUAAAGGAGAAAUUGUUCUAUGAACUGCUGCUAUUGAUAUUUUUUCCAGGCGUUUUGCACUGUUUGUAAUGCUUGAAAAAAACCAAAUUCUGCUUAGAUACAUUUAAUUUUUCUCUCUACCUUCCUGUUUCCUUAGGCACUCUUCUACAAUUUUUAACUGUGAAAAACUACUACCCUGUUAUCUCACUGAUAAGAAGUCUUAACUAUAUUCAUUCAAAAAUGCUUUAAACUUACUUCUAAACUGCUUGUUUAUGGACUUUUUAUUAUUGUCAGAAUAUUUAAAACUUCUUGUAAGAAGUAAUUUUAAAUCUGUUUCAUAAUCUGUUUUUGGUCUGUCUGAUACUGUUUAUGUGAAUUUAAUGUAGCCCUGUAAGUUCACUUGUUUUCUGAACUUGCUGUAGAAAUUGAUGAAACAAUCAUACCAAAAUGGUUAGUUGACCUAACACUUUAUAUGAUCAUUCCUUAUACUUUGGAGAGCCAAAGCACAAAAUUUCCUCGAAUCUUUUCACAUAUUUCUCUGCCAGCAUUUUAUCCUAAGCCAUAAGAAGUCUAAAUAAAACGGAGAAAAUGGCUCAUUUUCUGACUCUUUACAAACCAUAGUUUUAAUUCCAGUGGGAAACAAAAUUAGUGUUGCAUAUUGGUUAUUUUCAAAUAUUUACUAUACUGUUACAUUCACCAAGUCAUCUUUCCUCUUUGUUAAUUCAAGACUAUGUCCUUUACUAAGGAAACCUACAAGAAUGAGUGACAGGAUCAAGGUAGGGACAAAGUGACAUACCCAGAGUUUGCUUCUCAAUUCUUCUCCACCGGCAGACCCCCGAAGCAGAGGAGCCUGCAGGGGAAGGAGGCCUGAGAGCAAACUCAGAAGCAGCCUGCCACUGACAAAAUUUUGUAUUCUGACUUCAUAUUGUAAGUAAAUUUUGAACUGUCCUUAAGAAAACUUCUAACAUAGAAAUAUUAUCUUCAAAAAAAAAUAAAGAAAUGAUGUCUUCAAUCUUCACUCAAAAUGGCGCUGCCAGAAAGGAGCGCUGUGUUUAUCAUGUGGCCUGUCACUGUUCCCUCGUAACUUGCACUGCUCAGUCGCUGCAGGUCCCUGGGGGAUGUGCACACACUGACUUCAGUGUGAGACAAUGAGCGUAGCAUAUAUCGAGGCUAUUCCCUGCACUUUAGAAACUGAUCUUCUAAAUUACUAAUACUAAAUUAAACUGACCUGAAACAGUUAUGUUACCGUUGAACCUUAUUAUUUAGUCUGAGAUGCUGGCCAGUUUGUUCACUUUCACUUGUUGGCAUUCCUUGACUAAGAAGGACACCUAUCAAUUCCUGCUACCUAAGAGAGAGAGAGAAAGAAAAGAGCAGCCAUUUGUCUGUCAGCUCCCUGUGACCAAGAAGCAUGAUUUGUAAUUUUUCAUAUCCAUAUAUCUAAUGUUGUACCAGAUAUACAGUAUUUAAUUUAUUUUAAUAGGACUUAAGGGAUUUGUUUUAAGGAAGCAAAUAGCUUUUUAAAAUUAAAAAAAUUAAUUUUUCUCAUUCGGUUUUUUACUCUCAUUACUGAAAUUUAUAAGUAAUACUCAGUUUCUGUAGGGAGAGCAGAGCAUCUUUCUGCAUGGAAGUUGUAUGUAAUGCCUAGUAUUUUACAUCCAAAGCAAGCUGCUGGCCAGAAAGACAAAGCAAGAGUCCAUGCAGAUUUGAUGGAUCGCUAGUCUCGGUGUGAUUUUGAGCUUACUAAUAGUACCUUCCAAGUGAGUUAUAAUAAUUUAUACUAUUUGCUCUGUUUUUGCCCAAUGUUAUGAUUCAUCACGUGUCUUUAUAUUAAAAAGCAAGUCUGCUUCUGUAUAUGGUGAGGCCUUCUUCCUGUUACGGGCUGGAAUAAACUCUUAGUAUACAUCAUUAAAUAAGCUAGAUCAAAUAUAUAGUUAAGAAUUAAUUAUUUUUCUAAGUGUGUAGCAGUAGUUCAAAAUCAUACUCUUAUUUUAACAGUUUUUGUCAACUUCCCAUUUUUUUCUCUACAAAAAUACCAGGGUAAAUUAUAAACUACUGCCUGUGAGAAUUUGCACUUUAUGUAUUUGUGUGUGGAUUUCUUGUGGUUUUAGUCAAAUAAAGUGUUAUCAGUAAUAAACAGGUCUCUUUAUUGGCAUGA
Molecule: messenger RNA, 9392 nt
Organism: Chinchilla lanigera (long-tailed chinchilla)
Lineage: Eukaryota; Metazoa; Chordata; Mammalia; Rodentia; Chinchillidae
Gene: Pgm2l1
Product: phosphoglucomutase 2-like 1
Exons: 14
Coding region: 1902-3770 (622 amino acids)
Biological process (GO): carbohydrate metabolic process
Molecular function (GO): glucose-1,6-bisphosphate synthase activity; intramolecular phosphotransferase activity; magnesium ion binding
Source: RefSeq, a predicted model, not a curated record